CAUUUGUGAAGAUUAAUUGAUACACUAGAAAGGUUGGGGUAAGGAAUUAAAUCAACUUUUAAUUGUGAAAAUUUUCGAAUCUUCCCAAUUGAAACGAUAUGGCUGAUAGUAAAUAUAAGUAUCGUGUUGAAAUUCAACAGAUGAUGUUUGUACUGGGGGAGACCAAUGAUCCUCCAGUAGAAACUACAUCAUUAGUGGAAGAUAUAGUACGAGGACAAGUUAUAGAAAUAUUAGUCGAAUCCAGCAAGACUGCUACCUUGAGAGGAACGAAAUCUAUAGCACCAGAAGAUGUGAUCUUUUUAAUUCGUAAUGAUAAGGCCAAAGUAAAUAGAUUAAGGUCAUAUUUAUCUUGGAAAGAUGUAAGAAAGAAUGCAAAAGAUCAAGAAGGUGGAGGAACAGAAGCAUUAAUAGAAGGUGACGGAGCUGGUGCACCUUCUGGUGGUGGGUCUGCUGCACCUGCCAGUCAAGUCAAUGACUCUUCAAAAAUGCUCUCACGUUACAAGAAGCUGAAAAUACGACUUCCUUGGGAAUUACAAUUUAUGUUUUCAGAACUUCAUCUUGAAACGGCUGAAGAAGCAGAACAAAUCGAUGAUGAUGAAAGAGAAGCAACGGUUGCUUCUUUAAAGCGUUUGAAAAUGGCCGAUGAUAGAACUCGUAAUAUGACAAAGGAGGAAUAUGUCCAUUGGUCUGAAUGUAGACAAGCAUCAUUCACAUUCAGAAAGGCAAAGAGAUUCCGUGAAUGGGCUCUGAUUCCACAAUUAUGUGAUUCUAGACCACAUGAUGAUGUCAUUGAUAUAUUAGGCUUCUUGACAUUUGAGAUUGUCUGCUCGUUGACCGAAGAAAGCAUCAAUAUUAGAAAUGCCGAAGAGAAACUCAUACAAAAACUGUUACUGAAAUCUGGGAGUUUGAAUAAAGAAUUAGCUAAAAGAAAGAGGAAGUAUCUCUUCGAUAAACCAGAUGAACUUGCUAAGCCUUUAUUACCAUAUCAUAUAGAAGAAGCUUGGAGAAGGUUGCAAAAUAUCGAUUUCAAACAUAAGGCUACGCGUAGUUUUGGUGGUGGAAUGUUAAAAUCCAGGACGAGACUCAUUUAAGGCUUGGGGUGGAAGUAAUAUGAAGAAGAUGGAAAGACUCUACAAUGCAUAUAUCAUUUAUUUUUAUUCUCUAUAGA
This is a messenger RNA of [Candida] anglica, 1168 nucleotides long. Lineage: Eukaryota; Fungi; Ascomycota; Pichiomycetes; Serinales; Debaryomycetaceae. The record is from the annotation of a GenBank genome assembly.